This is a messenger RNA of Oryza brachyantha (malo sina), 1889 nucleotides long. Its product is annotated as 7-deoxyloganetin glucosyltransferase-like. Gene Ontology annotation, molecular function: UDP-glycosyltransferase activity. The record is from RefSeq and is a predicted model, not a curated record. The transcript is spliced from 2 exons. NCBI's taxonomy places the organism in Eukaryota, Viridiplantae, Streptophyta, Magnoliopsida, Poales, Poaceae. Bases 222 to 1676 code for a protein of 484 amino acids.
UUCCAAGACGCCGGCCAUCAACCUUCUCCACGCAAGUGUCCACUACGCCGGCAUAAACAAUCACGCGCCACUGCUCGCUUUCUGAAAUCAGAUAGGCGCACACCCACCUUAUCACAAUUUGGUCUAGCGCACCUCCAAGAACAGCGCGCGUCAAGGACCACCUGCCAGCGGCCGUCGAUCGCCGGAGCACGCCCGGGGCCGGCGAACGGACGAACACGACGAUGAGCUCCCAGUCCCAGACGAGGCAGCCGCACGCGGUGCUCAUCCCGCAGCCGGUGCAGGGCCACAUCACGCCCAUGCUGCACCUCGCCAAGGCGCUGCACGCCAGGGGGUUUCGCGUGACCUACGUCAACUCCGAGUACAACCGCCGCCGCCUGCUCCGCUCCCGCGGGCCGGGCGCGCUGGCUGGUGCCCCGGGCUUCCGUUUCGAGGCCGUGCCGGACGGCCUGCCGGAGUCCGGCAACGACGACGUCACGCAGGACAUCGCCGCGCUCUGCGUGUCCACUACCAAGCAUAGCGCCGAGCCGUUCAGGGAGCUGCUGGUGAGGCUGAACAGCACGCCCGGGUCGCCGCCGGUGAGCUGCGUCAUAGCCGAUGGCGUGAUGAGCUUCGCGCAGAGAGUCGCCGAGGAGAUGGGCAUCCUCGCCGUGGUGUUCUGGACUACGAGCGCUUGCGGCUUCAUGGGUUACCUCCACUUCGCCGAGCUCAUCAGACGAGGCUAUGUACCACUUAAAGAUCAGUGUGACCUGACGAACGGAUACCUGGACACUUCGAUCGACUGGAUCCCAGGAAUGCAAGGCAUCCGUCUCAGGGACGUGCCAAGCUUCAUCAGAACGACCGACCCGGACGACGUCAUGCUCAACUUCGACGGCGGUGAGGCGCAAAACGCGCGCAAGGCCCGCGGUCUCAUCCUCAACACGUACGACGCGCUCGAGCAGGACGUCGUCGACGCGCUGCGCAGCGAGUUCCCGCGGGUGUACACCGUCGGCCCGCUCCCGGCGUUCGCCAAGGCCGUGGCCGGCGAGGUGGGCGCGAUCGGCGGGAACCUCUGGAAGGAGGACACGAGGUGCCUCCGGUGGCUGGACGCACAGCAGCCAGGCUCCGUCGUGUACGUCAACUUCGGCAGCAUCACCGUCAUGUCGCCGGCUCACCUCGCUGAGUUCGCCUGGGGCCUAGCGAGCUGCGGCCGGCCGUUCCUGUGGGUCAUCAGGCCUGACCUCGUGUCAGCCGGCGAGAAGGCCAUGCUGCCGGAUGAGUUCGCCGGGGAGACCAAAGAGACGGGUGUUCUGGCGAGCUGGUGCCCGCAAGAGCUCGUCCUGUCCCACCCGUCGGUCGGCCUGUUCCUGACGCACUGCGGGUGGAACUCGACGCUGGAGAGCAUAUGCGCCGGCGUCCCGAUGAUCUGCUGGCCGUUCUUCGCCGAGCAGCCGACGAACUGCCAUUACGUGUGUGACAAGUGGGGGAUCGGUAUGGAGAUCGACGGCAACGUGAGCAGAACGGAGGUGGCGCGGCUCGUGCGCGAGGCGAUGGAGGGCGAGAGAGGCAAGGUCAUGCGAGUGAACGCCAUGAUGUGGAAGGAGAAAGCCAAGGAGGCGACGGAGGAAAGAGGGUCUUCCAGCAAAAACCUGGAACGUUUGAUCGAAUUCUUGCUUUCUGGAAGUGAUGCUGCAAGGUGACUUUCCGUCCUGUUCAUCUCACAGAAAUCGAAUUAGGAACGUCGGGAGGAUACAGAUAUGAGUCCGGAGACGUUUUACGGCCUCAUGAAUUCAGCUUCGCUUACAAAUAACCACACCAAUCUUUAUGUUUCUGUUCGUCGAAAUUUAAAUUUUUAACAUUAAAUUUAGAGUUGAUUUAAAGUUUUUUUAUUAUAGUCUAUUCUUCAAUCUUAG